Messenger RNA from Cyclocybe aegerita, 1053 nucleotides. The record is from the annotation of a GenBank genome assembly. Lineage: Eukaryota; Fungi; Basidiomycota; Agaricomycetes; Agaricales; Hemipholiotaceae.
AUGCCACCUCUUGAAUCUGCGCCGACAGACCUCCAGUAUCUACCUCCUUCAUCCCCUAUACGCAUGUUUACCUCAGCCUCCCAACCUGCCGACCAGGCUGGGCUUGGAUUCAGAGGCAACACGACAUCUCUUCAAGACGCUGUGGACCGUAUGUUCGCUGUCUUCGCCAGUGUCGUCCUCUUCUACGCUCGACUGAUUUUCUGGACAUAUGCGUGGAUUUCUUUCCUCGACAAAGAAGUUGGAAGAGUCAGCCCGGAGGCAGAGAUUUUGGUCUGUAUUUUGGCUUUCUUCUGGACCGUAUUCUGCCACGGCUACCACGUCCCACUCGGCUUCUUCUUUGAAACUCCUUCCAACCCAAGCUGUUAUCUUCGGAGCGUUCAGUUCAAGACGAGCGAAAUAUUCGCAACUUUCGUCGGGUCCUUGAAGCAGAAGAUGCCAACCUGGACCGCCUUUAAUCCGUUCCAACGCGACGACAUUCUCCUCACCGAGAUCCUUGCCCUUCGCCGAGAGCUGUCAGAGGACAAGGCCGCAAGAGCAGAUUACGAGCAGCAAGUCACCCAGCGCAUGCAUAGAUUCAUGACCUACUUGGAGGCCAACAACGAUCUCGUGCAAAGGGUGACGUGGUCGCUCGAGAAACUCGCACAAAUGUUGUGGGAUGGAAUGGAAGAGGUCCAAGAAGCCAAAGAACGCGUUGCGGAGGGAGAGGCAAAAUGGGAGGCCGAGAGGGUGCUGUUCACUCAACGUGAGCUGGGCCAUGUUGAAACGAUUAAGGGGCUGAAGGAGGCGCUCCAGCUUCGCGAGGUCCAACUGGGCAAAGAACGAGCCUCACUCGCCGAAGAACGGCGGCAGGCCGCCUCCCAACAGCAGGACCUGAUUGAGGUCAAGGCCGCCUCCGCACAGCAGAAGGACAACAUCGCUCUGCUUCAGAGGGAGAACGAGGUCAUGAAAGAGUCCCUCAGGGGCGCUUUGACGGUUUUCGCUAGUUUUUCAGAUGAUGGAUCGGAUGCUGGACAUUUGUUUGGACCGGAACCUUUCAUUAGAUUGGAAUCUUGA